CAUAAGUAACAACCUUAAGAGACAAAGAAAGAAAGAGGAGAAGAUGCCGAUUUCUAAAAUUGCCAUAGGAAAUCCUUCGGAGUUCAGCCAAGCCGAUGCGCUUAAGGCUGCACUUGCUGAGUUCAUAUCAAUGCUCAUUUUUGUGUUUGCUGGGGAAGGCUCUGGCAUGGCUUAUAAUAAGCUCACAAACAAUGGUUCAGCAACCCCAGCUGGGGUAGUGGCAGCCUCACUGUCUCAUGCCUUUGGUCUAUUUGUGGCGGUCUCCGUUGGUGCUAACAUUUCUGGUGGUCAUGUCAACCCUGCUGUCACUUUCGGUGCCUUUGUUGGUGGCCACAUUACUCUCUUUAGAAGCAUUUUGUAUUGGAUUGCUCAGUUGCUCGGCUCUGUCGUUGCUUGUUUGCUCCUUAAAUUUGCCACCGGUGGAUUGGAAACAUCAGCAUUUGCACUGUCUUCUGGGGUGGGAGCAGCGAAUGCACUGGUGUUUGAGAUUGUGAUGACUUUUGGUUUGGUUUACACAGUGUAUGCAACUGCAGUGGACCCAAAGAAGGGUGACGUUGGGAUAAUUGCUCCAAUUGCAAUUGGUUUCAUUGUGGGUGCUAAUAUCUUGGCUGGUGGUGCAUUUGACGGUGCAUCUAUGAACCCAGCAGUGUCUUUUGGACCCGCUGUUGUAAGCUGGACAUGGGAUAAUCAUUGGGUCUAUUGGCUCGGCCCAUUCAUUGGUUCAGCCAUUGCUGCCCUUGUCUACCAGAUUUUCUUCAUUACCCCAAUCACUCAUGAACAGCUCCCAACCAAUGCCACAGAUUAUUAGACCUAAACUCCUCCUCACUUUGAGUUUAAAUUUAAAGUGGGUUUGGUUUCCUUUAAUUUCUCUUGCUUAGCUUGUUGUCGCUGCUUCAUGUUUUUGGUUUUCUAUUUGCUUGUUUUCAAAUGUUGAUUCCUAUGAACUUUGUCCAGUUUUGUAA
Molecule: messenger RNA, 962 nt
Organism: Gastrolobium bilobum
Lineage: Eukaryota; Viridiplantae; Streptophyta; Magnoliopsida; Fabales; Fabaceae
Product: aquaporin TIP1-2-like
Exons: 3
Coding region: 44-808 (254 amino acids)
Biological process (GO): water transport; transmembrane transport
Cellular component (GO): membrane
Molecular function (GO): water channel activity
Source: RefSeq, a predicted model, not a curated record